Marmota flaviventris (yellow-bellied marmot) is the source of this 1054-nucleotide messenger RNA. RefSeq names its product proline rich transmembrane protein 1 (gene Prrt1). NCBI's taxonomy places the organism in Eukaryota, Metazoa, Chordata, Mammalia, Rodentia, Sciuridae. The record is from RefSeq and is a predicted model, not a curated record. Gene Ontology annotation, cellular component: membrane.
ACUGACUCCAGGGCAGGGACGCUGUCCCAGCCACACUGCAAUCAUGACAUCGGAAAAGUCAGGCCUCCCGGACUCAGUUCCACACACUUCUCCACCUCCAUACAAUGCUCCCCAGCCCCCUGCAGAACCUCCCGCCCCGCCCCCACAGGCAGCCCCCUCGUCGCACCAUCACCAUCACCACCACUACCACCAGUCUGGCACCGCCACCCUCCCGCGCUUAGGCGCAGGCGGCCUGGCCUCUUCCUCGGCCACAGCUCAACGCGGUCCCUCGUCCUCAGCCACACUACCCCGGCCCCCCCAUCACGCCCCGCCUGGUCCGGCCGCCGGGGCUCCCCCACCCGGCUGCGCUACCUUGCCCCGCAUGCCACCCGACCCUUACCUGCAGGAGACUCGCUUCGAGGGCCCACUUCCCCCGCCGCCGCCCGCCGCCGCUGCCCCACCCCCGCCGGCGCCUGCACCGACUGCUCAGGCUCCUGGCUUCGUGGUGCCCACGCACGCGGGGGCGGUGGGCACUUUGCCGCUGGGGGGCUACGUAGCGCCCGGCUACCCGCUGCAGCUGCAGCCCUGUACUGCUUACGUGCCGGUCUAUCCGGUGGGCACGCCUUAUGCAGGCGGGACCCCAGGGGGAACUGGAGUGACCUCCACUCUCCCCCCGCCGCCCCAAGGCCCAGGGCUGGCCCUGCUGGAGCCGAGGCGCCCGCCACACGACUAUAUGCCCAUUGCAGUGCUGACCACCAUCUGCUGCUUCUGGCCUACGGGCAUUAUCGCCAUCUUCAAGGCAGUGCAGGUGCGCACGGCCUUGGCCCGCGGAGACAUGGUGUCUGCGGAGAUCGCUUCACGCGAGGCUCGGAACUUCUCCUUCAUCUCCCUGGCGGUGGGCAUCGCAGCCAUGGUGCUCUGUACUAUCCUCACCGUAGUCAUCAUCAUUGCCGCACAGCACCACGAAAACUACUGGGAUCCCUAAAAACUCCCUCUGCCCAGCCCCACUCUGCGCCCCUCAACCUCCCAGACUCGUUCUGCAGUCAAGCUGCGGACCCAAUAGGCGUCCCGCACA